GACGACAUUCAAUACCACUUCAAAAUUGUCCCCUCCUCUCUCUCUCUCUCUCUCUCUCACACACACACACACAGAGAUAUGUAUUUAUGUAUGUACAUAUACACAUUAUUUAUAUCUGAUAUUUAAUGUAAGGAGGUUAGAGGAUGAAGAACGAAGACGACAAACAAAUAAAUGCAAGAAUUGAACCAAGUCAAGGUCUUCGCGAAUUGGUUCUUCAUCUUCUUUGAUAUUUCCGUAUAAUAUUUGCGUUUGCAAAUAUUUUUUUCCCCUGGACACUCAUAUAUAUGAUUAAAAAUUCCAUCUGGGUGUUUUUAUUUUGGGCCUAAAGUUACUUCUUCAAUUGCAGUUCCUUGUUUGUGUCAUUCUCUCUUCUCUCUCUCUCUCUCUCUCAUCCUGUGUUUCAAUCCAAGGCUGAAUCAAACAAGCACAAACAAAAAUUACCCAAAUCUCAGUCGCUUCUAAACUGUUUUUUUUUUGUUUUUGAUUUUUCUGUGUGUCAAGCAAUCUGCUCAUAUAGAACACCUACUUUGAAUUUGAAGGUGGUCCAAAAAUGGAGGGUAAAAGCUUUUCAGAGGUGGUUUCAGAGCUACAAUCAUCGGCGGAGGAGGUUAUUUCUCUGGCAAGAGAUUCCGAAACAAGAACAGGGGUGUUAAUAGAAUUUUCGAUCCUUGUUGAAAAAUUAAGUCAACUGCUCAGUGAAUUCAGGGACAUCAAGCUCAUAGACACACCUCCAAAUCGAAAAGCAAUGAAUUCCCUUGAAACAGAACUCCAACGUGCCAAGGCCUUGAUACGAAGCUCCAAUUUUAGAUCAUCACCAUUGAAGCAUGUCGAAGAUUUGACCCAAAAUUUGGGAAGAUCUUUGGGCCUUCUGCUCUUUGCUAGUCACGAUUUGUCGAUUUCUAACAAAGAAAAGAUCGAGGAAUUGCGGAAAGAAAUGAUGAACGCGAGGUUUAGUGAGGUUGAAACAGAGGAAGAAACAGCGGAAACAGAGGAGGAAACAGAGGAUGAAACAGAGGAGGAUGAAACAGAGGGGGAGACAGUAGGGGAGAUAAUAGAGGAGAAAGUAGGGGAGAUAGUAGAGGAGAAGAUUACUUUGAAUAGUGAUGAUAUUGUUCUGAAGCUUAAGUAUGGUAAUGAUGAAGAACUUAGAUGCGCGUUAUCGGGGUUCAAUAUGUUAUUUAGGGAUAAUAUGAUCACAAAUGAAUGGAUUGAUAAUGAAGGGAUUGUCGCGGUUUUGUUUAAUCGAUUGGCUUCAAGUAAGCCUAACAAUAGGUUGAUUAUAAUUCAAAUACUCAGAAGCCUUGUUACAAACAAUGAGGAAAAUAAGGGAAAAAUGGCAGAUAUUGGAUAUUUAACGCCGUUGGUAAAGUCAUUAGCACGGGAUGUGGAUGAGCAAAGGGAGUCGGUGGGGUUGUUGUCGACUCUCUCAGAUGUCUCCGCAAUUAGGAGGAGGAUCGGAAGAAUUCAAGGGUGUAUAGUUAUGUUGGUGGCGAUUCUCAAUGGAGGUGAUCAAGUGGCUUCACAUGAUGCAAGGAAGUUGUUGAAUGCUUUGUCAAGCAAUACUCAAAAUGCUCUUCAUAUGGCAGAGGCUGGUUACUUCAAGCCACUUGUACAGUACCUUAAGGAAGGUUCUGACAUGGGUAAGAUUCUCAUGGCAACUGCACUUUCAAGGAUGGAGCUAACAGAUCAAAGUAGAGCUUCCCUUGGAGAAGAUGGGGCAAUUGAACCUCUUGUCAAAAUGUUCAACACUGGGAAGCUUGAAUCCAAAUUAUCUUCUUUAAAUGCGUUGCAAAAUUUAUCCAACUUGAGAGAGAACACCCAACAAUUGGCUAGUUCAGGCAUUGUAGUUUCUCUGCUUCAGCUCCUUUUUUCUGUGACAUCUGUGCUCAUGACUCUCCGGGAACCAGCCUCUGCCAUUCUUGCCAAGAUAGCUGAGUCUGAGUCUGUCCUCGUUAACCAAGAUGUGGCUCAGCAAAUGCUCUCACUUCUCAAUCUGUCAAGUCCAGUAAUCCAGUUUCACCUCUUACAAGUACUAAAUAGCAUUGCAGCCCACUCUGCUGCAUCAAUAGUCAGAAGAAAAAUGAAAGAAAAUGGUGCAAUUCAGCUUCUCCUACCAUUCCUAGCAGAAAAUAGAACUAAUAUUAGGACUGGUGCCUUAAAUGUAAUUUACACUCUCUCUAAAGAUCUACAAGGAGACCUGACAGAACAAUUAGGAGAAAACAAUCUGAAUUUGAUUGCGAGUAUUAUUUCAUCAUCAGCAUCUGAGAGUGAAAAGGCUGCUGCUGUUGGAAUCCUGAGCAACAUUCCGAUAAGCGAUAAGAAGGCCACAGAUAUACUUAAGAAGGCUAAUUUAGUGCCUCUUCUGGUCUCUAUCAUGAGUUCUAGCCCUGCAACUUCAACAUCUACCACAGUAUGGAUGGCUGAGAGCAUUGCAGCUAUAUUCGUUCGAUUUACAGUUUCUUCUGAUAAAAAACUGCAACUUUACUCUACUGAACAUGGGGUGAUUCAGGUGCUUGUGAAAUUACUCUCGAAUGGAUCCCCAAUUGCUAGGUCUAGAGCUGCAACAUCACUAGCUCAAUUGUCACAGAACACAUUGUCCCUUAGAAAAUCAAAAACACCAAGGUGGUUGUGUGUUUCUCCUUCUGUUGAUGGAUUUUGUGAAGUCCACGACGGUUACUGUCAUGUCAAAACCACAUUUUGCUUAAUCAAGACAGGUGUUGUUUCUCCAUUGAUCAAAAUUUUGGAAGGUAACGAGAGGGAAACCGAUGAAGCUGUUCUUGGUGCCCUUGCUACCCUUUUGCAGGAUGAAAUUUGGGAAAAUGGAAGUAAUUACAUGGCCAAAAAGUCAGGUGUUCAAGCCAUUUUGAGAGUUCUGGAAUUGGGGAAUGUAAAGGCUCAAGAGAAAACACUGUGGAUGUUGGAAAGGAUUUUUAGAGUUGAAGAUCAUAGAGUAGAAUAUGGUGAAUCAGCUCAGGUCCUGCUCAUUGAUCUUGCACAGAAGGGUGAUCCUCAUUUGAAAUCGAAAACUGCAAAGUUAUUGGCACAACUCGAGCUCUUGCAGCUUCAAUCCAGUUACUUUUGAUAGUUUUUCACAUCGAGUAAGCAAGAUUUUUCAACCAUAUUUUGUGUAUUAUGUCAUAUCAAAUUGUUUUGUCAAUCAUUUAUGAUUUAUAUCUUCUGGUUCAGCUUUGUAUUGAGGGCUAAUAAGAGCAUGCAAGACAAUUUUGCGUAUGGAUGUAAAUAGAAGCAAUGAAAUUGAGGAUGCACUUGAAUUAGUUUUGAUA
Molecule: messenger RNA, 3284 nt
Organism: Ilex paraguariensis (yerba mate)
Lineage: Eukaryota; Viridiplantae; Streptophyta; Magnoliopsida; Aquifoliales; Aquifoliaceae
Source: the annotation of a GenBank genome assembly